Molecule: messenger RNA, 8037 nt
Organism: Girardinichthys multiradiatus
Lineage: Eukaryota; Metazoa; Chordata; Actinopteri; Cyprinodontiformes; Goodeidae
Product: membrane-associated guanylate kinase, WW and PDZ domain-containing protein 1-like
Exons: 24
Coding region: 319-5127 (1602 amino acids)
Biological process (GO): signal transduction
Cellular component (GO): cytoplasm
Molecular function (GO): protein binding
Source: RefSeq, a predicted model, not a curated record
UAAACAUUGUCUUGUUAAAGGAAAGAGGCGGAACUGGGAUAUUAAUCUUCGGGGAGGGAUUAGAUCCAAUUACGAGGAAUAAGACCGUGUGCUGCUCUUAAAGAUGCGGAAACACCAGCUGUCGAAGUCUCGGUUUUGAUCCAUACAGGAUGUGUGCGUGAACGAGAAGCAGCAUGCCAAGGCUCUAAAGUAAACAUGUUCCAAAUUGGAAUUAAACGACAUGAAGUUUUUUUGCGUGAGAUAAACUCAGUGCUAUGAAUCGACCCAUUCUUUCUCAAUUUCUCGGAAUUUACGGGUUUUCUUUGGAGAUUAACCACCAUGUCAAAAGUCAUUCAGAAGAAGAACCACUGGAUCACAAAAGUGAACGAGUGCGCGGUCAUCAGGGACGCGAGUGGAGAGCUGAACGUGGAGCUGCACGGUGGAGCGGAGAAUGGAGAGUUUGCAUAUAUCGGCCAGAUUAGACAGGAUGCUGUAGUUUAUCAGGACGGGAAACUGUCAGAGGGAGAACUGCUGCUAGAAGUUGAGGCGCUGUCAGUGUCUGGAUUACCCCUUUAUGACAUUUACACUGUGAUCAACUGCUGCAAAGGACCUGUCAGGCUAAAAACUGUUCGUCAAGGUCACAAGCUCAACAAGGACCUAAAGCACUUCUUGAGCUUGAGAUUUCAGAAAACAUCAUCUGACCACGAGUUGCAGAAGACUAUCCGAGCCAAUUUAUAUCGCCAUGCUGUGCCUUGUACGACACGCACCCCUCGAGACGGAGAGGUCCAAGGAUUGGAUUACAACUUCCUGUCUGUGGACGACUUCCUACAACUGGAGGAGAGUGGCACACUACUGGAAGUAGGAACAUAUGAAGGUAACUAUUAUGGGACCCCAAAGCCUCCAAGGCAGCCCAUCAUUGGGACACUGACUCUCAGUGAUGCGGGCUCCCAGCCGUCCACACCAAAGCGCACCAAGUCCUACAAUGACAUGCAAAAAGUCCGCGUAGUGCCUGCUGACGACGACGAUGACGACCAGGCCACGGAAAUGAACAACAGUUUUACAGGUAACCCUAACGACCAGGACGAGAGCCGCAGCGGCAUCCUCCGGCCGUACCCCGUGCGUGAUAAUGCUCUACCCUGUGGUCUGAACAAUGCAGCCACUUCCACUGCAGAGAGCGGGCAGCAGACGCUUGCAGAUCCCCAGGUCUCUCCGGAGGACCCUCUGGGACCACUGCCCGAAAACUGGGAGAUGGCCUACACCGAGAACGGGGAACUGUACUUCAUAGACACGGCAAAGACUCUCCACCAGGACAUGGCUGUGUGUUUUCAAAGCUUCCACAACACAAAGACCACAUCCUGGCUGGAUCCCCGGUGUAGAGACAAAGCCCCCCGGCCUCUGGAAGAUUGUGAUGAUGAUGAAGAAGGGAUACAUACAGAAGACCUGGAAAGUGAUCUAGAGCUGCCUCCAGGAUGGGAGAGAAUAGAUGACCCUGUGUACGGAGUGUAUUAUGUAGAUCAUAUAAACAGGAAGACCCAGUAUGAGAACCCAGUGGUGGAGGCGCGGCGUCAAAAAAUCUUGGAGCAGCAACAACCGCCGCAGCCUCCAGAAGGUGAGCGGUAUAUCCGAGAAUGGAUAGAGGAGCACUCAGCUGCAGCUCCACUAGCAAACUAUGCUCCAAACCACCUGGAGACCUACAGGGACCCACAAGUCCCACCAGCUCUACCUCCUGGCCCAGCAGGAGUAAAAAGGGGGAAACCUUUCUUCACCAGAAACCCUGCAGAGCUAAAAGGAACCUUCAUCAACACCAAGCUGAAGAAAAGUUGCCGUGGAUUUGGCUUUACAGUAGUUGGAGGUGACGAGCCCGAUGAGUUCCUGCAGAUUAAAAGUCUGGUGCUGGACGGGCCUGCAGCUGUGGAUGGCAAAAUGGAGACAGGGGAUGUAAUUGUCAGUGUGAAUGACACCAUCGUGCUGGGCUACACCCAUGCACAGGUGGUGAAGAUUUUCCAGUCCAUCCCAAUUGGCUCAAUGGUGGACCUGUCGUUAUGCCGUGGCUAUCCGCUGCCAUUUGAUCCCGAUGACCCCAACACUAGCCUAGUGACCUCUGUGGCGAUCUUGGACAAGGAGCCAAUCAUUGUCAACGGACAAGAGACUUUUGACGCACCCACCAACCAGGUCGGACCCAUCAAUGGCAUGCGGGAACCACGGCCGCACAGCCCCUCAGCCGAGGUAGCGUCCAACGGUUCACAUGGCUACUCCAGCGACGUGGUCACACUGGCCUCAGCCAUUGCCACCCAGCCGGAGCUGAUCACCAUCCACAUGGAGAAGGGAGACAAAGGGUUUGGGUUCACUAUUGCUGACAGCCUGACAGGAGGCGGGCAGAGGGUCAAGCAGAUAGUGGACUAUCCACGGUGCCGUGGCCUGAAAGAGGGGGACAUUCUGAUGGAGGUCAACAAAAGAAAUGUUCAGAAUAUGAGCCACAACCAGGUGGUGGAUCUGCUCAGCAAAUGUCCAAGAGGCAGUGAAGUCACCAUGUUGGUGCAAAGAGGCGUGGUGCCAGCCAAGAGAAGCCCAAAGCUGGUGCACCAGUUGGAGAGAAAGGACAGUCAGACCAGCUCCCAGCACAGUGUGUGCAGUCAUCGCAGCGCUCACACCGACUCUCCUAGCCACCCACCUUCUGCCAUGCCCAGUGAGGCAGUGGUCCCCACUCCUGCAGCGCCCACACAGCCCCUGCCGGUCUUGCCUCCCCAGGACCCCGCAGAUGGCACGCUCACCCUCCAGAAGAAGCCAGACCCCUUCAAGAUCUGGGCCCAGUCCAGAAGCAUGUAUGAAAGUCGACUGCCAGAUUCCCAGGAGCAAGACAUUUUCCUUUGGCGGAAGGAUACUGGUUUUGGCUUCCGCAUUUUAGGAGGAAAUGAGGCUGGGGAACCUAUCUACAUUGGGCAUAUAGUGAAGUACGGGGCCGCAGAUGAAGAUGGCCGCCUGCGGUCAGGUGAUGAGCUCAUCUGUGUGGACGGCACAGCGGUAGUGGGCAAGUCCCACCAGCUGGUGGUUCAGCUGAUGCAGCAGGCUGCCAAACAGGGUCACGUCAACCUCACGGUCAGGCGCAAGACCCCUGGAUACGGAGUUUCAAAGGGAGAAGGUGACGUUCCCCCGUCGCCGGCCUCCUCGCACCACAGCAGCACCCAGGCGCCCAGUCUGACAGAGGGCAAGCGAACCCCUCAGGGGAGCCAGAACUCACUGAACACGGUCAGCUCUGGCAGUGGGUCUACCAGCGGAAUAGGCAGUGGUGGCGGAGGCGGCAGCGGGAGCGCGGUGGUUCCUGCCUCCCUGCAGCCUUAUGACGUGGAGAUCCAGCGGGGAGAAAAUGAGGGAUUUGGUUUUGUAAUUGUGUCAUCCGUCUCCCGGCCUGAUGCUGGCACCACAUUCGCUGGAAAUGCUUGUGUGGCAAUGCCCCACAAAAUAGGGCGCAUCAUAGAGGGCAGCCCGGCAGACCGCUGUGGGAAGCUGAAGGUUGGGGACCGGAUUCUGGCCGUUAAUGGCUGCUCCAUCACAAACAAGUCACACUCGGACAUCGUCAACCUGAUCAAGGAGGCCGGGAACACUGUCUCACUCAGGAUCAUUCCGGGCGAUGAAUCUUCCAAUGCUUCUCUGCUGACUAAUGCAGAGAAAAUUGCCACCAUCACCACCACACACACACCUCAGACCACAGAGUCAAGGAAUCAUUCAAAGUCAAAAGGAGCUCCUCCUCCACCUCCUACUCAAAUGCAGGAUGCAGAGUACUAUUCUGUGGACCUGGAGAGGGACAGUAAAGGCUUUGGCUUCAGCCUAAGAGGAGGACGGGAAUACAGCAUGGACCUUUACGUGCUGAGACUAGCCGAGGAUGGAGCUGCUGUCAGAAAUGGCAAGAUGAGGGUGGGAGAUGAGAUCCUGGAGAUUAACGGUGAGAGCACAAAGAACAUGAAGCAUUCACGAGCCAUUGAACUCAUCAAGAACGGAGGUCGGAGGGCACGGCUCGUCCUAAAGAGAGGCGAUGGAUCUGUGCCUGAAUAUGACGGCAGCAGUGACGGGCACCCUCCCCCACCCGGGGCACAAAACACUCCGGAAGUGAGAACGUUGCCACUCAACAGCCGAUACCACACCUCAUUGGAGUCCAGUUAUCCACCAGACCUUCACAAACCAUCACGCCUGGAGGAGGCUGCACGUGGCCAAGGUAUGGACAAGAACAGGGACUGGGCUGGUUCGGAUCUGAUGGACUUCCACGGCCGGCAGUUCAACCCCCAUCUUCAUCACACCUGGAAUAACAGUCACAGUCAAAGUACCCACCGACAGCAGUCCCCUGACAACAGCAACGGCAGCAGUAGCGGCAACAAGAAGAGCCGAGGCCGCAAAGUCAAGAAGUCCGAAUCGGAGGGUGGCAUUUCCAAGCUUCUGAAAACUCUGAGGAAGGACAGCUCUGGAAAGAAGGAUGCUGGCAAAAAACUGCAGGGCCAAGACCUCUUGAACAGCAGUUCUACUCUGGACAGAAAGUUUCAUCUGCAGCGUCGUGGAUCCCUUAAUCGCUCACCAACCAGGAAGCGUAACUUGUCUCCAGAUCGUCAGCGCGCGAAGUCCAUGGACCGCAGGGCAGAGCGUGCGCAUCGGGACCACACACCUGAGAGGGAGUACGACGAUGGAGGGUUUCUUUCAGUCACCCCUGAGCGGAAGUUCUAUGAACGGAGGCUCCUCAAGGAGUUCCAGAUGGCUGGACAAGUCAAUGAGGCCUCCACCCCUGAGCGCGCCAACAACAGCGGCGAUUCUCUAUCUAGAGGUCACAUGCACGAGAAAGCCACAAAGAACGGCAACAUUCUAAGAGACUCUUCCUCGGAACGGGGGGAGGAGAGGCACCGGACGAACGGGACAAUGGAGAGGCACUACAGAUUGGAGCGGGACUCUUCCCCUGACAGCAACUACAGCCGGGACGAGCUGAACUAUGCAGCGGCACCCAGACUGAAGGAUUACUACAGCAUGAUGAAGAACAACGCUGCACACAACAACGCUACCUACAACAAGACAGUACACAACAAUAAUGCCGGAGGCCGCAGCUCAAACCAGAUCCCUGAGCCCAAGAAAAGGCUGUACAAAGAAAACCCUAAAGACCUCAGUAUCUAGAGGGGAGUAGAGGUUCCCCUCGCUGCUCUCUCCUCUGUCCGUGCAAACUACAUACCAUACACUGGCAUUGGACUAGUAACAAUACUAACUCUUACUCUUUUAUUUGGUCGAAUUGUUUAUGAUUUAAGUUGAUUGACUAAACUACUUGUGGUCCCAUCCAGAGAUUCAUAAAAACAGCAGGAGAACAAUCCUUCUAUCAGUUUAUACUGGUUGUGUUGUCAUUGUUCUUGUUAUUUUGAGCAUAACAGAGGUUGUUGUACUGUAGUAAAGGUAUUGUAUGUGCCUGCAUAUGAAAUCAGUGAUAUUGCUAUUUUGUAGGCAUUGCUGACUUUAAAUAUUUGUUUCCUUGAGAGGUCUGAAUAAUGCUUCCAUUUGUGGUAAAUCCUAAUUCCUGAGCUUGUUUUUAAAAUUGCUUUAUGUGUCCUUUUUGCUCCUGAAUUACUGAAACUAUAAAUACCGGUGGUUCACAAGAGCUGUGGAAGUGAAGCAAAGCUCUACAUUUAAAUUGGAUGGUCAAACUAGAGCGUUAAAUUAUACAUAGUAAUAAUAUAUGAAAUUUCUAAUUUCGGUCUAUUUAUUUUUAAUUUUACUCAUGUGUUGAGUGAGCUGCAUUAAAUCUUGAAGGGCUGAGGUAGAAGUGUAAGCAUGCUGUACUACAAAUUGUUUUGCAUAAUUGUUUGCCAGCCCAUUUUCAGAGACUCUGAGGCCCUGUCUACACUAACAGAUAUUUUCUGCUGUGCUUCCACAUGCUGUCCACAAACAACCUGAGUUUUUGAUGAAAAAAAAUAUAUUUUUAAAAACACUUUCCAAACAUUUGGAAAAAAACUUUGUGUGCAAUGGGUGUGGGGAGAUUGUAAAAAAAAAAAAAAAACCCGAAACCCUUAGAGAACCAUUUUUCACACACCUGACUGCUGUUUCUGUGCUUGAAACCACAACAUCAGUAGAGCCAUUUUUGGUAGGUCUCUCCACAUCUGUCCCGCUUUGUCCUCAUGCUGUUUCUAUUGAACUUCAAAAAUGAGCGGAAGAAGUCCACAUUUUUACAACUCUCCCUUUUCACUUGUUUCACUUGUGACUUGUAGCUCACAAUAUGUUCAUUCUCAGUGAAGUUUAAAUAUGCACAGAGUAGUUUAACUUGGAGUUGAGUUUUUGGUAAGAAAAACAGAGUCAGUUUGUUGUAGAAAUGUGUUAACUGGAUAUCCGAUGAUUAGCAGAAAUAAUGACACAGAGGCUCAUGUUGCAGAUACCCAUUCUCACUAUCUGAGCUGAAAAUCAUAACAACAUUAGUGCACAUCUCCCUUGAUUUGUCUUGACUCUCCACCCAUUAAGCUUAUAAUGUAAGCUAAAGAAGAUCUGAGGACUGAGAGCAAAGGGUAAAUGCAUUCAAAAGAAACAUGAGCCACAAUUGUUUUUAAGAUAAUCUUUAGCCUAGCACAACUUUAGCUAGAAUCGACUUUUUCAUUUAUUAUGAGGUGAUUAAUGCCAGUAUUAUCACCACUUGCUGGUGCAGUAUGGUUAUUACAACAUUUAAAAUUGGAACUACUGAAUGCAGACUCAGCUAUUUUCAUACACAAAGGACAAAAAAACAAAACAAAAACAAAUCCAUAAUAAAAUAUCUGGAGUAGUGUGGCUGGGCCCUGAGACUAUUUUCCAAAUUACGUACGACUUUUCCCCUUCUCUAAACUGAAUCAGUCUGUUUGAACGACAGCCAAACCUGUUCAUGACUAAAUGAGUUGCCCUGAUUUCUUAAAAAUCAUGUUUAGUGACUUAGAGUAAUUUGCAAUCUGCCAUACUACCAGCUGAAGCUGCCAUUAAGUAUGAUUGUUCAGAUAUGGCAAGCAAAUAAAAUAAAAUAAUAAAUAAGUGAAAUAACCCUGAUAAGAUGCAUGUGUAAGUUGAAAUGUAGUGUAACCAUUUUGUUUGGCCUAAAGAAACUGUAUUCCCCCACGCUUAUUUCUAGCCCAGUCUGUGUUUAUUACACCCAUCAUCCACCUACUGGGCCCUGACACAAUGAGCUGAUGAGGGUCGUUGACACGUAGACGUAGACGAGACAACUAAUUUUGCCACUCUGAGCCACGCUGUCACGCCACUGGAGUCUGACUGCUGCUUUUUCAUGUGUUUUUGUUUGUGCGUAAUAAUUCUCUGUUUUAUGUUUUGUUUGAAACCUAAAACUACAUAUUGAAAGAACAAAUGCAUUGUUUCAUCACCGGUGUCACUAUGGUACUGUAUUCAAGAAAAAUACAAAAUUAAACAAAAAAAAAAAAAAAAGGAGAGAGAGAGAGAGAGUCAUAUUUAAGAGGUUGGCCAUCACCUGUAAAGAGUUUUUCUCGCCCCAAUGUAACCACUAGGAACUUGUCAAGGAAUAAAAUGUUGCCUUUUUCUUGCACAAAAGAGAAAUUUAUGAACAACCUCAGCAGUGAGGAAUGUGAUAUUGUAUUUAUAUCUCUGAAAUGGACCUGAUGAUUUAUGGUAAAUAUGUUAAUUUACUCUGGGUCAGGUAUGUAAAGACAUUUUUAAAAAUGAAAGACUGUGGUCAAUCAACAGCUGUUAAAUGGUUUGAAGCUCUCUAUGGUUAGCCUGCCUUUGUAUUAUAAAGCACUUGUAUGCAGUCUGUGUUCUUCAAGCAUUAUUUCUUGCAAUGUGCUCCAGGCAUAUUGCUGUCUCUGUGUUGAUAAAAGCAGUACAUGUAUAUGGGCCAAUCUUUUUUAUAUAACUAUGCAUAUAUAAAUAUUACAUUGUUCAUAGCUUUAUUUGACCCAUGAAGCUAUACAUAACAUUAGUCAAAGUAAAAGUAGAUGUGGACUUAUCCAGCUUCUUUUCCUUCAGAUGGAUUACAAUGUAUAUGUAGCUAUCAAAAGAAGUCUGUGGAUGCUAUUUUUAUUAUCAAAUAAAGUUUUCCAUACAAAUUCAAAA